AUGUCUUCCACAGAAGCUUCCCGCCGUACCCGUGCAUCGAAUGCAACCGCCAGACCUGGAAAAAUAGUGCUCGACGCACAAACCAAGAGGCGCACCAAGGCACAGAAGGCUGCUGACAAUCUUGCCGUUAAAGAAGCCAAGAAGCCAAAGAAGCGGCGGUCCAAAAGGGAGUUGAGCGCCUUGCUGGCGACUCCUGUUUGGCCCAAGCCAAAGGCUCGAAAGGCGACAAAGGCUACUGUAAAGGGAGGUGACAAUUGCACUGAUAGUGUAUUAGAUGACGUACCAGACGCUGAUGUGGCAGAGGAUGCUGCUGAGCCCGUGGAUCAUGGAACCUCGGGGAAAGGGAAGAAAACUGCUAAGAGAAGUGGAAAGAAAUUGAUCAGAGACGCUAUCAGCAAUGUGCAAAAGAAAAUCAGCGAGUCAACGUUGAUUGCAGAAGGCGAUAUCAAUAUCAAUAGCAUCGACGAUAAGCCUAAGGCAUGUGCUGAUGGGAAAGGCUCCACGCCAUCAUCCAUCAACGCGACCACUCAGAAAUUCGCACUAGGUGGCCGAGUGACCAACUGGGUCUCGGGGGUCAGGCCUGGACAGUUGGAGUCAGUAUCCCGCCAAUCAUCCCGCCAAUCCAGCACUUCAACCCGAGCACCUCCAACGUCAAUUUUCUCGCAUGACACUGCUUCCUCAGCAGCAACCUCAGCUGCUCAGCCUCGGACUCAGACUCACAUCCCCCCGCCCCCAACUCAAGUUGCUGAUUGUAUCCCAGAAGAUGCCCUUACUGGUGGCUUUGCGGAUGAGAUUGACGAUUCAUUGGAGCGUGAGGCUGCUUGCCUGGAUAGCAAGCAAAAGAAGGGGAAAUCUAAGGUAGCCUCAAUUUUUGACGAGGACUCAGACUGCGGCGGGCCCAAGGCUCCCUUCACACAAAUACCAUCAAUAGAAUUCGACUCGGACGAUGAGCUCAUGGAUUCAUUCACGCAAGAGGAUGAAGACUUGCAGGAGCCUAAGGCUCCAUUCACACAGAUGGACGAUCGCAUAGCCACGGCGGCCCUCAAGCGGAAGGCAAGUGUCAAUUCUGUCUCAGACGAUGACGAGCAGUCCCAGUGGUCCAUGGACAUCGAUCGUGACGAUGUUGAAGAUUUGAUCGAGGACUUCGAUAGUGAACCGCCACAGGCUAACCCUAUCGUAGUGAAAAAGGAGAAGGUUUUGCGCAUGACAACUUCGACAUCUGCGACCACCUCUAAUGCCGACAUCAAGCCGCCUGCUCCAAAAAAGGUCAAAGUUGAAUCUUCCGGGACUCCACAUGCCCAAGCCCAGGCUCCUGCCCGAAAACGCCAGCCGAACGUGGAUACUGCACCAGAGCACAUGAAAUCACGCGCGAUGCAAGCGGACCAGCGCUGGGCCAAGACAUUCCUCCCUACCAUAAUGAUGUGGGUGGGAAGCUACGAAGACAUCUGGAGCAUUCCAGAUGACGUACUGCUCCAUCAUGUCCAGCUCGUUUUCAACGUGGUAUAUCACGAACUCAAGAUUGUCGUUGUUCACGGCAGUGUGGUACAUUUACUCACUGCACAGCGUAUUUCAGAAUGGCGGAGUAAUUUUGGUUCAACGGCCAUUGUGAUAAUCAUCAACUUCUUGGCACGCAAUUCCGACUGCGACUCCAGCGAACUCGCAUCCUCCCUUCUUGCCAGCUGGGCGUUUUUAUACGAGGACCCCGAUAAUAUCAACCCCCUCACAGCAUAUCGUUCACCGUUCCUACUGCAGCUGUAUGGUAGAGCGCACCUCAGCGCCAUCAAUGGUUAUGUGGAGAUUCCUUCCCUCGACUUGGGAGCACUUGCAACGAUCGGGACGUCACGCGUUCUUGCCCUUUCUGCUGCGGCGCUCGAGCGUGCUCUUGGUAUGAUCUCCCGCAAGGAACUCAAAGUCGAAGAGAUCCUGUUGUCUGCGUCGAGAGAAAAGUUUACGAUCAAGCUUCCCAAGGUCCUUAACAAGGCUACAGGGAAAAAGACCAAUGCACCAUUCUUAUUUUCGGCAGCUCGCUGGUCCAAAGCUACUAAUUCGUACAUCAAGUCUAUUUCUAGCAAACCCACUGGCUACGUGGAGGCUACGGUAAAAAUGGCACGCGCUAUUUUACAGGAUGUUGCUGAAACAUCGGGCUCGCUCAACGACUACGAAUCGGACGAGGACGAGCGUGCUAUGAUCUUCGUUGUACCGCUGCCGCCGCCCUACAGUAGAUAUAUGUCGCCGCGAUCAUCGCUUUUGCCCCACCUUUUUCUCCUUAUGUUCGAAUGGCUCCCAACUUUUCAUUUUUGGGAGUCUGCUUAAUCUACACUUAUUUCUACUUGUAUGCCCCCCUUUCAAUAACAAUUGUGCCGCUUUGUCUGCUUUUUGUCUGCUUUUUUAAGCGAAAUAAGUGUUGAAAAAGCGAAUCUCCAGAUAUUGAGUGGGCUUUUUUAAGUGGCUCACGCUUUUCUCUCAAAUGACUUAUCGGUCGCUUUUCAUGAAAUUAAGUGACAAAUAAAGUGAGAUAAGUAACUUGUGGUUUUCCUGAUG
This is a messenger RNA of Suillus paluster, 2541 nucleotides long. RefSeq lists its product as uncharacterized. Lineage: Eukaryota; Fungi; Basidiomycota; Agaricomycetes; Boletales; Suillaceae. The record is from RefSeq and is a predicted model, not a curated record. The coding region runs from base 1 to 2313 and encodes 770 amino acids. The transcript has 9 exons.